This is a messenger RNA of Anopheles funestus (African malaria mosquito), 1681 nucleotides long. RefSeq names its product tumor susceptibility gene 101 protein (gene TSG101). The record is from RefSeq and is a predicted model, not a curated record. The transcript is spliced from 7 exons. Bases 258 to 1448 code for a protein of 396 amino acids. Gene Ontology annotation, molecular function: ubiquitin binding. Gene Ontology annotation, cellular component: ESCRT I complex. Gene Ontology annotation, biological process: endosome to lysosome transport; protein modification process; protein transport. NCBI's taxonomy places the organism in Eukaryota, Metazoa, Arthropoda, Insecta, Diptera, Culicidae.
CGAGCACAUUACUGUGAAAGCAGAUGAUAUGGUGUGUGUGAACUGUCAAAUGUAGCAGAAGAUUUAGAAUGUUUAAUUGUAGCAAGCAUCCCCGUCAUAUCAAACGCACGAAACACUCGUAAAAUUUUGUUCGCCACAAAGAAGGGAGUACCCUAAGCUCCCUGCAAAGGCGGACUACAGUAAAGGGAAGGCCCCGUUAAAUUAAUAGUCACAUCGGUGAGCAACCUUGGUGAAUUUUAGCAACGAGCAGCGACACAAUGCACAAGCUGGAUGAUAAUGCACUCACCCGGAUGUUGUCCUCGUAUCGGGAUCCUACGGCAACCAAGAAGGACGUCACAAAUGCUUUACGCAUUUACCAUGGACUGCAACAUCGGAUGGAAGAGUACGUGUUCAACGAUGGUAGCACGAAAAUGUUACUCAAUCUCCACGGCACUAUACCGGUGAAGUAUAAGGGCAAUACGUAUAACAUUCCCAUUUGUAUCUGGCUUAUGGAUACACACCCGAAGAAUGCUCCUAUUUGCUACGUAAAGCCAACGUCCGAAAUGCGCAUCAAGGUGUCGGCGUACGUUGAUUUCAAUGGGAAAAUCUAUUUGCCGUAUCUGCACGAUUGGAACCCGAAAAAUGCCGAUCUGUUGGAUCUGAUUCAAAUCAUGAGCGUCACAUUUGGCGAAGUGCCUCCAGUGUAUUCCAAAGGACCAGAAACAUCGUAUCAGCAGCCAUCUUACAUGCCUCCGACACCGGCCACCAGCACCUCGUACAUACCUCCGUACCCAACGCAACAGUUUGCCCCGUAUCCAGUGGCAGGCCAAGGAUACAAUAACUACGGACAACCAGCGCCCGGUGCAACCGGUCCCGGUUAUGGAUUGCCUUACGGAAUGCCCUAUCCACCAGCACCAGGAACAAUAGCUGGAACUACACCAGCCGUGAACCAAGGUACCGGAACGAUCACAGAGGAACACAUCCGGGCAUCGCUAAUAAGUGCCGUAGAGGAUAAACUGAAGCGACGGGUACAGGAAAAGAUGAACCAGUGUCAGGCUGAGGUGCAAACGCUUAAGCGAACACAGCAAGAGCUGAACGAGGGUCAAGUCAAGAUUAAGGACAUCCUUACGCGGCUCGAACGCGACGAAAAGGAACUGACGAAGAGUAUCACCGUGCUAAAGGAUAAGGAAAAGGAGCUGGAACGUGCACUGGAGUCGUUGGAUAAUGUUGAAUCGAUUGAUGUCGACGAAGCGGUCACCACCACUGCCCCACUUUACAAACAAUUAUUGAAUGCCUACGCUGAAGAAGCCGCCAUAGAAGACGCGACCUACUUCAUGGGUGAAGCCCUUCGCAGCGGGGUGAUUGAUCUGGAGGUGUUCCUGAAACAGGUUCGACAGCUAUCGCGAAAGCAGUUCAUGUUGCGUGCUCUUAUGCAAAAGUGUCGACAGAAGGCGGGCUUUAGCGUUUAAUUCUAUGUGCAACCGAAAACCGUGAUUCGUGACGAAAACACCCUAAAGGAACCUCGUCGACUAUAUGUGCAUGUUUCCGUUUCGGUUAUCUCUCCUGUGCCUAUUUCCUGUUUUUGAUUGUGUUAGGUUUGCGCCGCUGACCUGUUAUUUUCAUCGUCUAUCAUGAUAUUAUAGUCCUCUCAUUCGUUUCGUGCUAUAUCGCGUAUAAUAAAGCUUACACGUUUCAAACAUCA